Leptonychotes weddellii (Weddell seal) is the source of this 8488-nucleotide messenger RNA. The record is from RefSeq and is a predicted model, not a curated record. NCBI's taxonomy places the organism in Eukaryota, Metazoa, Chordata, Mammalia, Carnivora, Phocidae.
GUGAGCGUGAGGAGCCGCCGCCACCGCCUCCUCCUCGCCGUCCUCUUCCUCUUGGGUUCCGGCGUCGCGGGCCGCCCUCGGCCCUGGAAGAGACGUCGCCUCCUCUUCCUCCGCCUCCCCCUUGCGGCGCCACCCCCCCCUCCUCGUCCUGCGCUGCGGGCUCAGGCGGAACCCGGAACGGCCGUCCGCCUCCCCCGCCCUCUGCCGCCUCCUCCAUCUCCUCCUCCUCCUCUUCGGCUUCCUCCUAAGCCCCGGGCGGGAGCGGAGUGUCGGCGGUGGUCGGUUCGGGCGGCGACUAGCGCUUCUUUGGGCGGCGGCGCUUGGCCAUGUCGUGUCGGGGAAGGUAAUGAGCCGCAGAGCCCCGGGGUCUCGGCUGAGCAGCGGCGGCGGCGGCACCAAGUACCCGCGGAGCUGGAAUGACUGGCAACCCAGAACUGAUAGUGCAUCAGCCGACCCAGAUACUUUAAAAUAUUCUUCAUCCAGAGAUCGGGGUGGGUCUUCUUCUUAUGGACUGCAACCUUCAAAUUCAGCUGUGGUGUCUCGGCAAAGGCACGAUGAUACCAGAGUCCACACUGACAUACAGAAUGACGAAAAGGGUGGCUACAGUGUCAAUGGAGGAUCUGGGGAAAAUACUUAUGGUCGGAAGUCGUUGGGGCAAGAGCUGAGGGUUAACAAUGUGACCAGCCCUGAGUUCACCAGUAUUCAGCAUGGCAGUCGUGCGUUAGCCAUCAAAGACAUGAGGAAAUCACAGGAGCGAUCGAUGUCUUACUCUGAUGAGUCUCGACUGUCGAAUCUUCUUCGGAGGAUCACCCGGGAAGACGACAGAGACCGAAGACUGGCUACUGUAAAGCAGUUGAAAGAAUUUAUUCAGCAACCAGAAAAUAAGCUGGUACUAGUUAAACAAUUGGAUAAUAUCUUGGCUGCUGUACAUGAUGUGCUUAAUGAAAGUAGCAAAUUGCUUCAGGAGUUGAGACAGGAGGGAGCUUGCUGUCUUGGCCUUCUUUGUGCUUCUCUGAGCUAUGAGGCUGAGAAGAUCUUCAAAUGGAUUUUUAGCAAAUUUAGCUCAUCUGCAAAAGAUGAAGUUAAACUCCUCUACUUAUGUGCCACCUACAAAGCAUUAGAGACUGUAGGAGAAAAGAAAGCCUUUUCAUCUGUAAUGCAGCUUGUAAUGACCAGCCUACAGUCCAUUCUUGAAAAUGUGGAUACACCAGAAUUACUUUGCAAAUGUGUUAAGUGCAUUCUUUUGGUGGCUCGAUGUUACCCUCAUAUUUUCAGCACUAAUUUUAGGGAUACAGUUGAUAUAUUAGUUGGAUGGCAUAUAGAUCAUACUCAGAAACCUUCGCUCACACAGCAGGUGUCUGGGUGGUUGCAGAGUUUGGAGCCAUUUUGGGUAGCUGAUCUUGCAUUUUCUACCACUCUUCUUGGUCAGUUUCUAGAGGACAUGGAGGCAUAUGCUGAGGACCUCAGCCAUGUGGCCUCUGGGGAGUCAGUGGAUGAAGAUGUUCCUCCUCCAUCAGUGUCGCUACCCAAGCUGGCCGCGCUUCUCCGGGUGUUCAGUACUGUAGUGAGGAGCAUUGGGGAACGCUUCAGCCCAAUUCGGGGUCCUCCAAUCACUGAGGCAUAUGUAACAGAUGUUCUAUACAGAGUAAUGAGAUGUGUGACGGCUGCAAACCAAGUGUUUUUUUCUGAGGCUGUGUUGACAGCUGCUAAUGAGUGUGUUGGUGUUUUGCUCGGCAGCUUGGAUCCUAGCAUGACUAUACAUUGUGACAUGGUCAUUACAUACGGAUUAGAUCAGCUGGAGAACUGCCAGACUUGCGGUACAGAUUAUAGCAUCUCAGUCUUGAAUUUACUCACAUUGAUUGUUGAACAGAUAAAUACAAAACUGCCAUCAUCAUUUGUAGAAAAACUUUUCAUACCGUCAUCUAAACUACUAUUUUUGCGUUAUCAUAAAGAAAAGGAGGUUGUUGCUGUAGCCCAUGCUGUUUAUCAAGCAGUGCUCAGCCUGAAGAAUAUUCCUGUUUUGGAGACUGCCUAUAAAUUAAUUUUGGGGGAAAUGACUUGUGCCCUAAACAACCUGCUACAUAGUCUACAACUUCCUGAUGCCUGCUCUGAAAUAAAACAUGAGGCUUUUAAAAAUCACGUAUUCAAUGUAGAUAAUGCAAAAUUUGUAGUUAUAUUUGACCUCAGUGCCCUGACUACAAUUGGAAAUGCCAAAAACUCACUAAUUGGGAUGUGGGCGCUAUCUCCAACUGUCUUUGCCCUGCUGAGUAAGAAUCUGAUGAUUGUGCAUGGUGACCUGGCUGUUCACUUCCCCGCCAUUCAGUAUGCCGUGCUCUACACAUUGUAUUCUCAUUGUACCAGGCACGAUCACUUUAUAUCUAGUAGUCUUAGUUCUUCAUCCCCAUCUUUGUUUGAUGGAGCUGUGAUAAGUACUGUAACUACAGCUACAAAAAAACAUUUCUCAAUUAUACUGAAUCUCCUGGGAAUAUUGCUUAAGAAAGAUAAUCUUAACCAGGAUACAAGGAAACUGUUAAUGACCUGGGCUUUGGAAGUGGCUGUUUUAAUGAAGAAGUCUGAAACAUAUGCACCUUUAUUUUCUCUUCCAUCUUUCCAUAAAUUUUGCAAAGGCCUUUUAGCCAACACUCUUGUUGAAGAUGUGAAUAUCUGUCUGCAAGCAUGCAGCAGUCUACAUGCUUUGUCUUCUUCUUUGCCAGACGAUCUUUUACAGAGGUGUGUUGAUGUUUGCCGUGUUCAACUUGUCCAUAGUGGAACUCGUAUUCGACAAGCAUUUGGAAAGCUGUUGAAAUCAAUUCCUUUAGAUGUUGUUUUGAGCAAUAACAAUCACACAGAAAUUCAAGAAAUUUCUUUAGCAUUAAGAAGUCACAUGAGCAAAGCACCAAGUAACACAUUCCAUCCACAAGAUUUCUCUGAUGUUAUUAGUUUUAUUUUGUAUGGGAAUUCUCACAGAACAGGGAAGGACAAUUGGUUAGAAAGAUUGUUCUAUAGCUGCCAGAGACUGGAUAAGCGUGACCAAUCAACAAUUCCCCGAAAUCUUCUAAAGACAGAUGCUAUCCUUUGGCAGUGGGCUAUUUGGGAGGCAGCACAGUUCACUGUCCUCUCUAAGUUGAGAACCCCAUUGGGCAGAGCUCAGGAUACCUUCCAGACCAUUGAAGGUAUCAUUAGAAGUCUUGCAGCUCACACAUUAAAUCCCGAUCAAGAUGUUAAUCAGUGGACAACUGCAGACAAUGAUGAAGGCCACAGUAGCAACCAGCUUAGACUUGUUCUUCUUCUGCAGUAUCUGGAAAAUUUGGAGAAGUUAAUGUAUAAUGCAUACGAGGGGUGCGCUAAUGCAUUAACAUCACCUCCCAAGGUCAUUAGGACUUUUUUUUAUACUAAUCGCCAAACUUGCCAAGACUGGCUGACACGGAUCCGACUUUCCAUUAUGAGGGUUGGGUUGUUGGCAGGCCAGCCUGCUGUGACCGUGAGACACGGCUUUGACUUGCUUACAGAAAUGAAGACAAAUCUAUCUCAGGGGAAUGAAUUGGAAGUAACCAUCAUGAUGGUGGUAGAAGCGCUGUGUGAGCUUCAUUGUCCUGAAGCUAUACAGGGAAUUGCUGUCUGGUCAUCUUCCAUUGUUGGAAAGAAUCUUCUCUGGAUUAAUUCAGUGGCCCAGCAGGCUGAAGGGAGGUUUGAAAAGGCCUCUGUGGAGUACCAGGAGCACUUGUGCGCCAUGACAGGCAUCGAUUGCUGCAUCUCCAGCUUUGAGAAAUCUGUUCUCACGUUGGCCAACGCUGGGCGGAACAGUGCCAGCCCCAAACAUUCUCUGAACGGUGAAUCCAGAAAAACUGUGUUGUCUAAGCCAACUGACUCUUCCCCUGAGGUUAUAAAUUAUUUGGGAAAUAAAGCGUGUGAGUGCUACAUUUCCAUUGCUGAUUGGGCUGCCGUACAGGAGUGGCAGAAUGCUAUCCACGACUUGAAGAAGAGUACCAGCAGCACUUCUCUCAACCUGAAAGCUGAUUUCAACUACAUAAAAUCACUAAGCAGUUUUGAAUCUGGAGAAUUUGUUGAGUGUACUGAGCAAUUAGAAUUGUUACCAGGAGAAAAUAUCAAUCUACUUGCUGGAGGAUCAAAAGAGAAAAUAGAUAUGAAAAAACUGCUUCCUAAUAUGUUAAGUCCGGAUCCAAGGGAACUUCAGAAAUCCAUUGAAGUUCAGUUGUUGAGAAGUUCUGUUUGUCUGGCAACCGCUUUAAACCAUAUAGAACAAGAUCAGAAGUGGCAGUCCAUAACUGAAAAUGUGGUAAAGUACUUGAAGCAAACCUCCCGCAUAGCUAUUGGACCACUGAGACUUUCUACUUUAACAGUUUCACAGUCUCUGCCAGUUCUAAGUACCUUACAGCUGUAUUGCUCUUCUGCUUUGGAGAACACAGUUUCUAACAGACUUUCAACAGAGGAUUGUCUUAUUCCACUCUUCAGUGAAGCUCUGCGUUCAUGUAAACAGCAUGAUGUGAGGCCAUGGAUGCAGGCAUUAAGAUAUACCAUGUACCAGAGUCAAUUGUUGGAGAAAAUAAAAGAACAAACAGUUCCAAUUAGAAGCCAUCUCAUGGAAUUAGGUCUAACAGCAGCAAAAUUUGCUAGAAAACGAGGGAAUGUUUCACUUGCAACAAGACUGCUGGCACAGUGUAGUGAGGUUCAGCUGGGAAAGACUACUACUGCACAGGAUUUAGUCCAGCAUUUUAAAAAACUAUCAACUCAAGGUCAAGUGGAUGAAAAAUGGGGACCUGAACUUGACAUUGAAAAAACCAAAUUGCUAUAUACAGCAGGCCAGUCAACACAUGCAAUGGAAAUGUUAAGUUCUUGUGCCAUAUCUUUCUGCAAGUCUGCCAAAGCUGAAUAUGCAGUUGCCAAGUCAAUUCUGACACUGGCUAAAUGGAUCCAGGCAGAAUGGAAAGAAAUUUCAGGGCAGCUGAAACAGGUUUACAGAGCUCAGCAACAGCAGAACUUCACAGGUCUUUCUACUCUGUCUAAAAACAUACUUGCUUUAAUAGAACUGCCAUCUGUUAAUACAAUGGAAGAAGAGUAUCCUCGGAUUGAGAGCGAAUCUACAGUGCAUAUUGGAGUUGGAGAACCUGACUUCAUUUUGGGACAGUUGUAUCACCUAUCUUCAGUACAGGCACCUGAAGUAGCCAAAUCCUGGGCAGCAUUGGCUAGUUGGGCUUAUAGGUGGGGCAGAAAGGUGGUUGAUAAUGCCAGUCAGGGAGAAGGUGUUCGUCUGCUGCCUAGAGAAAAAUCUGAAGUUCAGAAUCUGCUUCCAGACACUAUAACUGAAGAAGAAAAAGAGAGAAUAUAUGGUAUUCUUGGACAGGCUGUGUGUCGCCCAGCGGGGAUUCAGGAUGAAGAUAUAACGCUUCAGAUAACAGAAAGUGAAGAUAAUGAGGAAGAUGACAUGGUUGAUGUUAUCUGGCGUCAGUUAAUCUCAAGUUGCCCGUGGCUUUCAGAACUUGAUGAAAGUGCAACAGAAGGAGUUAUUAAAGUGUGGAGAAAGGUUGUAGAUAGAAUCUUCAGCCUGUACAAGCUGUCUUGCAGCGCAUAUUUUACUUUCCUUAAACUCAAUGCUGGUCAGAUUCCUUUAGAUGAAGAUGACCCUAGGCUACAUUUGAGUCACAGAGCAGAGCAGAGUACUGAUGAUGUGAUUGUGAUGGCCACACUGCGCUUGCUCAGACUGCUCGUCAAACAUGCUGGCGAGCUUAGGCAGUAUCUGGAACACGGCUUGGAGACAACACCUACUGCUCCAUGGAGAGGAAUUAUCCCACAGCUUUUCUCACGCUUAAACCAUCCUGAAGUAUAUGUGCGCCAAAGUAUUUGUAACCUUCUCUGCCGAGUGGCUCAAGAUUCCCCGCAUCUCAUAUUGUACCCUGCAAUAGUGGGUACCAUAUCACUUAGUACUGAAUCGCAGGCUUCAGGAAAUAAGUUUUCCUCUGCAAUUCCAACUUUGCUUGGCAAUAUUCAAGGAGAAGAGUUGCUGGUUUCUGAAUGUGAGGGAGGAAGCCCUCCUGCUUCUCAGGAUAGCAAUAAGGAUGAGCCUAAAAGUGGAUUAAAUGAAGACCAAGCCAUGAUGCAGGAUUGCUACAGCAAAAUUGUAGAUAAGCUGUCCUCUGCAAACCCAACUAUGGUGUUACAGGUUCAGAUGCUUGUGGCUGAGCUGCGCAGGGUUACUGUUCUCUGGGAUGAGCUCUGGCUGGGAGUUCUGCUACAGCAACACAUGUAUGUCCUGAGACGGAUCCAGCAGCUGGAAGAUGAGGUGAAGAGAGUCCAGAACAACAAUACCUUACGCAAGGAAGAGAAAAUUGCAAUCAUGCGGGAAAAGCACACGGCUUUGAUGAAGCCCAUUGUGUUUGCUUUGGAGCAUGUAAGGAGUAUCACUGCAGCCCCUGCAGAAACACCUCAUGAAAAGUGGUUUCAGGAUAACUAUGGGGAAGCAAUUGAAAAUGCUCUUGAAAAGCUGAAGACACCGUCAAAUCCUGCAAAGCCUGGAAGCAGCUGGAUUCCAUUUAAAGAGAUAAUGCUGAGUUUGCAACAGAGAGCACAGAAACGUGCAAGUUAUAUCUUGCGUCUUGAAGAAAUCAGCCCGUGGCUGGCUGCCAUGACUAACACUGAAAUUGCUCUUCCUGGAGAAGUGUCAGCUAGAGACACUGUCACAAUCCACAGUGUGGGCGGAACCAUCACCAUCUUACCUACCAAAACCAAGCCAAAGAAACUUCUCUUUCUAGGGUCAGAUGGCAAGAGCUAUCCUUAUCUUUUCAAAGGAUUAGAAGAUUUACAUCUGGAUGAGAGAAUAAUGCAGUUCCUGUCUAUUGUGAAUACCAUGUUUGCUACAAUCAAUCGCCAGGAAACACCCCGUUUCCAUGCCCGACACUAUUCCGUAACGCCACUAGGAACACGCUCAGGACUAAUCCAGUGGGUGGAUGGAGCCACACCCUUAUUUGGUCUUUACAAACGAUGGCAACAACGGGAAGCCGCCUUACAAGCACAGAAGGCCCAAGAUUCCUACCAAACUCCUCAGAAUCCUGGAAUUGUACCUCGUCCUAGUGAACUUUAUUAUAGUAAAAUUGGCCCUGCUUUAAAAGCAGUUGGGCUUAGUCUGGAUGUGUCCCGACGGGAUUGGCCUCUUCAUGUAAUGAAGGCGGUAUUAGAAGAGUUAAUGGAGGCCACCCCCCCAAAUCUCCUUGCUAAAGAGCUUUGGUCAUCUUGCACCACACCUGACGAAUGGUGGAGAGUCACACAGUCUUAUGCCAGAUCUACUGCAGUCAUGUCUAUGGUCGGAUACAUAAUUGGCCUUGGAGAUAGACAUCUGGAUAAUGUUCUUAUAGAUAUGACGACGGGAGAGGUGGUUCACAUAGAUUACAAUGUUUGCUUUGAAAAAGGUAAAAGCCUUAGAGUUCCUGAGAAAGUACCUUUUCGAAUGACACAGAAUAUUGAAACAGCACUGGGUGUAACCGGAGUAGAAGGUGUUUUUAGGCUUUCAUGUGAGCAGGUUCUACACAUCAUGCGGCGUGGCAGAGAGACUCUGCUGACAUUGCUGGAGGCCUUUGUGUAUGACCCCCUGGUGGACUGGACGGCUGGGGGUGAGGCGGGAUUUGCUGGCGCUGUCUAUGGUGGAGGUGGCCAGCAGGCUGAGAGCAAGCAGAGCAAGAGAGAGAUGGAGCGAGAGAUCACCCGCAGCCUCUUUUCUUCCAGAGUAGCUGAAAUUAAGGUGAACUGGUUUAAGAAUAGGGAUGAGAUGCUGGUUGUGCUUCCCAAGCUGGACAGCAGCUUAGAUGAAUACCUAAGCUUACAAGAGCAACUGACAGACGUGGAAAAACUGCAAGGCAAACUGCUGGAAGAAAUAGAGUUUCUAGAAGGAGCUGAAGGAGUGGACCAUCCUUCUCACACUCUGCAGCACAGGUAUUCUGAACAUACUCAACUACAGACUCAGCAAAGGGCUGUUCAGGAAGCAAUCCAGGUGAAGCUGAAUGAAUUUGAACAGUGGAUAACACAUUAUCAGGCUGCGUUCAAUAAUUUAGAAGCAACACAGCUUGCAAGUUUGCUUCAGGAGAUAAGCUCACAAAUGGACCUUGGUCCUCCAAGCUAUGUGCCAGCAACAGCCUUUCUGCAGAAUGCUGGUCAGGCGCACUUGAUUAGCCAGUGUGAGCAGCUGGAGGGGGAAGUGGGCGCUCUUCUCCAGCAGAGGCGCUCCGUGCUCCGAGGCUGUCUGGAACAGCUGCAUCACUAUGCCACCGUAGCUCUGCAGUAUCCAAAGGCCAUAUUUCAGAAACAUCGAAUUGAGCAGUGGAAGACCUGGAUGGAGGAACUCAUCUGUAACACCACAGUAGAGCGCUGUCAAGAACUCUACCGGAAGUACGUUGAUCACACUUUUCUUGACUUCUCAUGGGAUUAGAUGCAAAGUUGUUUUCAAAUUAUUAUUAUCAUGUGUGCAUAAUAUUUCAUUUUU